UCGACCUUAAGUAGAUAUACUAGAUAGAUUAAAGACGACGAUGCAAUUGGAGUUGGCUAUAGUGGCACAGCUCUUCCCUUACCCCGCUAAGCAGCCCCUCCUGUAAAACAGCAGCAAGAAAAAAAACCGCACAAUGCCAGAGCUACGGAGAUGCAGGACGAAUUGAAUAUCACAUCGCUUUGCAGCGGAAGUGACCCCUUCCCCCAGAUGCAGAUCGAGGAUGCUGUUCUCAGGGCAGGCAACGAAACGGACCAAUAUUGUGUCCUUACUUUCCAAACCCCUUCCGAAAUGCAAUAUUUAAUGCUGCGAUUCGAGGACCUUUCACUGGGCUGCACCGAUCACUUCGUCAUCUUCGAUGGUCCUCAUGCCAUUGGAAAGAGCAGGAUGGAUGUCUCGUGCCAGCACAAUCGAACAUCAGUGGGAACCCUUUUCACCCAGAGUAACUACGUGACCUUCAAGUACACAACUGAUACCUUGAGACAAACCAACAGCGGAUUUACACUUAUCCUAACUGCGUUCCAGGCCUUUCGCAUCGCUCACCUGUUUGAUGCCUUAACCGACGUAAUUCCUAGUUCGUUAUCUACAGUACUUUUACGAAACGUUCUGCAUCCGCUAGAAGUGCCACCUUUUACCUCUAUCGUAGCUCACAUUCAGAAUCUAAAUCUUCUAUUAGCCGAUUUUGAAAUGUUUAUUUUUUAAUUCGCGAGCCCCCUUUUAGAGGUAACCGCGCGUCAGGCGAUAUUGGUAGGUGCGAUAGUGCUGACAAGUCGUUCAAAUACGCCACGUGUGAAAAAAAUCCAGCAGAUAAAACCUGGACUAACGUCAGACUAAAAUCUUUAAACGGUAACAGGUCAAUACCGCUAAAAAUUUCAAAGUAUAAACCAUUGGAGCGUAUUUAAAUUACCCAAUUUGUUAUUGGUGUUUUCCUUAUCAGACCGCAGUUCAUUUUUGUGUAAAAGAUCCAGGUGUAUCAAAAAAGUCCUUUCAAAACCUUUUGAUACAUUUCCGUUAAACCCAAAAGCCCAGUGAGAGAAUUUCUUAAAAAAAGUGUUUUUUAAAUUAUUCUAAAAGCAGCAUGAAAACUGACAAUAACGUAGGCCGUCGAUCUCAGACAUUUUGUUGCUCUGCGUCAAGAGACUCGAUAGAUAGCUUAGAUUUCGAUAACGAUGCAAUAUUGGUUUUUCAUAGUUAAUUUGUCGAAAAAACAAUUGGCCUUUUUGCGGUAUCAGGAACAGCGACAGGACGCAUCUCUGUAACGGCAAAUAGCCGACCAAAGUUUAGGUUCCGAUUUUUGUGUUUGUAUACAUACAUGCCAACGCGCCGAUCAUAACUCCGUCCUUCGUCGGACAAAACCGGCUACGUCAAACUCUACGCUACACCCUGGACUUGCAGGCCAUCGGUUCGUUCUAAUAACACAGUAUAUCCAGAUCAUGAUAAAAACAGGAUACUAAUAUUUGUGUUUUUUUCUCACAGAAAACUGUAUGAGGUUCUCUGGUGCCAUUCUCCUAACUUUUAACCUGAAUUUUUAGAACAA
This is a messenger RNA of Varroa destructor (honeybee mite), 1534 nucleotides long. RefSeq lists its product as uncharacterized. The record is from RefSeq and is a predicted model, not a curated record. NCBI's taxonomy places the organism in Eukaryota, Metazoa, Arthropoda, Arachnida, Mesostigmata, Varroidae.